This is a messenger RNA of Alexandromys fortis (reed vole), 2814 nucleotides long. RefSeq names its product two pore segment channel 2 (gene Tpcn2). NCBI's taxonomy places the organism in Eukaryota, Metazoa, Chordata, Mammalia, Rodentia, Cricetidae. Bases 98 to 2302 code for a protein of 734 amino acids. Gene Ontology annotation, biological process: calcium-mediated signaling; monoatomic ion transport; endocytosis involved in viral entry into host cell. Gene Ontology annotation, cellular component: lysosomal membrane. The transcript is spliced from 25 exons. The record is from RefSeq and is a predicted model, not a curated record. Gene Ontology annotation, molecular function: voltage-gated channel activity; intracellularly phosphatidylinositol-3,5-bisphosphate-gated monatomic cation channel activity; ligand-gated sodium channel activity.
CAUUGGCUGUCGCUGGGAGUCACCACAGAACGGUCGCUCCUUCUCCGGAACGCCGGGCUCGGUGCUGGGGCCAAGUCCUGCUUGUGUUGGUGGUGGGAUGGCGGCCGAGACGCAGCCCCUUCUGGUCAGGGAUCGAGGUAGUGGAGCCCGCUCUGGUGCCACAGCCAGACAGGAGCUCUGCAUAGACCAGGCUGUGGUCUUCAUUGAAGAUGCCAUAAAGUACCGCUCCAUCUACCAUCGCAUGGAUGCUGGCUCCUUGUGGCUUUACCGAUGGUACUACUCGAACCUGUGCCAACGAGUGCUGGGCUUCACCAUUUUCUUGAUCCUGGCCUUGGCUUUUGUGGAGUUCCCGUCAUCAUUCACGAGAACAGCAGAUGUGCGCUACCGCUCCCAGCCCUGGCAGCCACCCUGUGGCCUGACGGAGACCAUCGAGGCUCUCUGCAUGCUGAUCUUCCUGGUUGACCUCUCCGUGAAGGGCUACCUGGUGGGCCAGGCCCAGUUACAGGAGAACCUGUGGCUGCUGGCCUACUUCGUGGUGCUGGUUGUGUCCGUGGUGGACUGGAUCGUUUCACUGAGCCUGGCUUGUGAGGAGUCCCUGCGUGUACGCCGGUCACUCCGUCCCUUCUUCCUGCUCCAGAAUUCCUCCAUGAUGAAGAAGACCCUUAAGUGCAUACGGUGGUCACUGCCAGAAAUGGCCAGUGUCGGGCUGCUGCUGACCAUCCACCUGUGCCUCUUCACCAUCAUUGGGAUGCUGCUGUUCACCAUUGGUGAGAAGGAUGAAGCACAGAAUGAGGAGAGGCUGACCUACUUCCAGAACCUUCCAGAGGCGCUGACCUCACUUCUGGUGCUACUGACGACUUCCAACAACCCAGAUGUGAUGAUUCCUGCGUAUACCCAGAACCGGGUCUCUGCCCUCUUCUUCAUACUCUUCACCUUGAUAGGAAGCUUGUUUCUUAUGAACCUGCUGACAGCCAUCAUCUACAAUCAGUUCCGUGGCUACCUGAUGAAGUCUCUACAGACCUCGUUGUUCCGGCGGCGGCUGGGGGCCCGUGCGGCCUAUGAAGUCCUUGCAUCCACGGCAGGGCAGACUGGAGCCACCCCUGAGGCAGUUGGGGUAAAUCCUGAGGACUUUCUGCGAGUACUUCAGAAAACCCAGCUGCCCAAAAUCUUCAAAGAGGCCAUCAUGCAGAAGGUGCGUUCCUAUGAGGGCCGCCUGAUGCUGGCUGAUGAAUUCCAGAAACUCUUCGAUGAGGUUGACAAGGGUGUGAUCAAAGAGCACCCGCCGAAGCCCCAGUACCAGUCUCCAUUUCUGCAGAGUGUCCAGUUCAUCUUCAGUCACCGCUACUUCGACUACCUGGGGAACGUCAUUGCUCUGGGAAACCUCCUGUCUAUCUGUGUGUUCCUGGUGCUAGACUCAGACCUGCUGCCCGGGGAACGUGAUGACUUUGUCCUGGAGAUUUUUGACUACGUCUUCAUCUUGUACUACGUGCUAGAGCUGCUGUUCAAGGUGUUCGCGCUGGGCCUGCGGGGCUACUUGUCCUACUGUAGCAACGUGUUUGAUGGCAUCCUCACCAUUGUCCUCCUGGUUUUGGAGAUUUCUACUCUGGCUGUAUACCGAUUGCCGCACUCAGGAUGGAAGCCCAAGCAGUAUGGCCCCCUGUCGCUGUGGGACAUGACACGGCUAGUGAACACACUGAUUGUGUUCCGUUUCCUACGCAUCAUCCUGAAUGUGAAGCCAAUGGCCAUAGUAACCAGUACCGUCCUAGGCCUGAUCCAGAACCUGAGGGCAUUUGGUGGGAUCCUGGUGGUGGUAUAUUACGUGUUCGCCAUCAUUGGGAUCAACCUAUUCCGAGGUGUCAUUGUGCCUCCUAACAACAGCAGCCUGGUGCCUAACAACAGCUCAGCCCCGUGUGGAAGCUUCGAGCAGCUAGGUUACUGGUCCAACAACUUUGAUGACUUUGCUGCUGCUCUGAUCACGCUGUGGAACGUGAUGGUGGUGAACAAUUGGCAGGUACUCCUGGACGCCUAUCGGCGCUACUCAGGCCCGUGGUCAACGGUGUAUUUUGUGCUAUGGUGGUUGGUGUCCUCUGUCAUCUGGGUCAACCUGUUUCUGGCUCUGCUUCUGGAGAACUUUCUUCACAGAUGGGACCCUCAAAGUCAUAAUCAGCUCCUUGUUGGUACCCGGCAGACGACCUAUCAGAUGUCUGUGGAGCUCAUGUUCAGGGACAUCCUAGAAGAGCCCAAGGAGGAGGAACUGAUGGAGAAGCUGCACAAGCACCCGCACUUGCAGCUGUGCAGGUGACAUCAGAACGGCCUCCCAGCCAGGGCGGCAGGACAGAGAUGCUGGCCUAGGGCCCACGCUGUGGAGGCAGCAGCUGGUAGAGACCAAGCAAGAAAAGACGGUGCCUGGGACAGACCACUUGGGGAUGGACGUGGGUGCAGUCUGUGGCCUUGGCAGGCCCGUGGUCAGCACUGCAGGGCAGCCUCCCUCCAGUUGCUGCUCUCCCAAGCUGCUCUGGUGAGACUUACUAAGGAGAGAGAGUGAUUUUUGCAGGGACCUCAAAGCCCAGGAAGUGAGAAGGCCUCAUCUCCCCUUGUCCCCCACAGGCUGUGUCUUCAGCUUCCGUGGACUCUGUGAACCCAAGCCUGCAGAGGGCCUGUGGGGGGUAGCUGGCAGGUCUUUGAGGCAUCAGGGUGGUUUCACACGUCAAGAAUGUCACCGUUUUGUUUCACAGUGUCUGUGAAUGCGAUCGGGUAUGCCUGGGGGUCGCAUUGCCAAUCUUUUCUGUUUUGUAAAGAAUGAGUUUGUUCUUA